Messenger RNA from Papilio polytes (common Mormon), 5490 nucleotides. RefSeq names its product protein ECT2 (gene pbl). Gene Ontology annotation, cellular component: cell cortex; nucleus. Bases 211 to 4530 code for a protein of 1439 amino acids. Gene Ontology annotation, molecular function: guanyl-nucleotide exchange factor activity; GTPase activator activity. Gene Ontology annotation, biological process: intracellular signal transduction; activation of GTPase activity; mitotic cytokinesis. The transcript is spliced from 20 exons. Lineage: Eukaryota; Metazoa; Arthropoda; Insecta; Lepidoptera; Papilionidae. The record is from RefSeq and is a predicted model, not a curated record.
UCAUAGAUUAGAGAUUAGAUUGCUCGCUUCGUUUACUUGUGUUAUUGAAAUUAUAGGAAUGGGUUUAAAAUGGAAAAGGCUGAUCGUAUUUUCAAAAGACUGAAUUUUGAUAUAGUGCAGUGAUUCAAUGAGUGUCAUAAGGUAUUUAAAAUAAAAUAGUGAUUUGUGUUGUGUGAUUGAUGUAACGAAUCAGUGGUAGUGGCACGCAAGAUGGACGAAUUGUCUAAGGGCAUGUCACAAACAGGAAGCACUGUUGUAACUGACAAAAAUCAAGAAAGCGAUGGCUCGUCGAGUCCAUUCAUAUACGUGAACGAGUCGUGCCUGGAGUGCGAGCGAGUGCGGGCGGCGUGCGAGCGGCUGGGCGCGGUGGAACCGGCGCGCGCCGCGGACUCGCUGCCGUCGCCGCAGCCGCCGCCCGCGCCGCCUUCAUACCUUGUAACCACACCUUUUGACGGAGACCUGUUCGAUGCUGCACAUAGGGCCAAGUAUAGGGUGCUGGGGCCGACGGCGGUGCUGCAGCUGGCGGAGCGCGACGAGCCGCCGCCCGCCAAUGCGCGUCCGCUCUACUCGCUUGCGAUGCGCGGAGCCGUUAUAUGCUUUUCGGGAUUCCGAAAAAAAGAUGAACUAACGUACCUGAUAACUCUGAUCCACUACAUGGGCGGGUCGAUCCGCAAGGACAUGUCGAGCAAGGUGACGCACCUGAUUGCGGCAGCUGCGACGGGCGACAAGUACCGCUACGCCACGGGUUUCGGCCUACCAGUACUGGCGCGCUCCUGGGUCGACGCCUGCUGGGAGCGCCGCGACGACCCCGCCUGCCUCGCCACAGACGAUACGAUCAUUAAAGAACACAAGUUAAAAGUGUUUGCUGGUGCGCGGGUGUGCUUCGUGGGGUUCCCCGAGGAUGAGACGCAGCACAUGGCGGAGGUGCUCGCCAGCAACGGCGGCGCCACCUGCGCCCUCGACGACCCGGAGUGCACGCACGUCGUAAUGGCCAAUGGGGAGACUUUCGGUCGUUCGCUUAUCCUAUCACCUCCUGCCAUCACUCCAGAAACCUCCGCAAAACCCUCACGAAACACACCUAAUCGCUCCCAAAACACGCCCAAGACUUCAUUGUACCGUAGAUUAUCAGCGCGACUGUCGGGUCGCCGAACCAGUCCCAGCAAACACGAUGUUGAUUCCACUGAUAAUCGUUCUCGAGACGAAAGAGAACAGCGCUUGGAGCGCGCAAGAAACAGUAUUAAACCAAACCAAAGCAAAGAUGAAACAGAUAACUCGAGAGUUAGCUACGUAGGAAAGUCAUUUAUUGAUGAUUCGUGCACUAAUAGCGAUAGAAACCAAAGUACUGGCCAAACAGAGACAGUUGAGAUACGGCAAUACAAAACUUGCGGCAAGGAAAACAAAUACGCUUCGCAAGCCCUACUCGGAAGUAGAUUAAGCAGCAAAGAUAAAAGGGAAGUUUUUAGAAAUAAGUCCAUCAACGUUUUCAAUCUAGUGGAGUGUCUCACAGAAGCGGGUUCGCUUCAUUCGUCGUUAACUAAAAGCUUGUGUGACCUGGACUGCAAGGACGAAUCGGGUUUUCUUUUGCCCGCGUCCGCCAUCAGCAAGGAACUGCAACAUUCAACUACUACGAUAUCCUCUGGUAAAAAGAGAAGUAGGAAUUCAACCGAAUCCAACUUUCAAGUGAGCGUGGUCGAUGCCAAUAUUUCACCUGACAAAUGUGACGAAAGUAACUGGAAAUCUAUUAAAAGAUUAAAAAUUAAAGACUCCUUCAAAUUCAAGAACCGGCCUACCAUUUUUAAAAGAACAAAAAAGGAGCCUGUAUCAAAAACCGUGGGGGACAUAACAGUGGAGCCAGUUAGCCCUGAUAGUUUAAAGCCAACCGAUCCCGCCGGUGAAUUUGUAGCAUCGACGUCUUCUCCGAUCAGAGAAGACGAUAACGCCUCUGUUAGUUCGCUAAAUAUAAGCAAACAAUCGGGAUUUUUUGACAUUUCUUUCGCAUCCAUACGAAGCUCGAAGACAGUGAAGUCCGCUUCAAAGUUACGGAGAAGUGUUAAAUCGUUCACUGCUUCCUUCAGAAGCGAAAGGAAGAAGAAAUAUGAAAAAAGGGCAGAACGUAACACGGUCGAAGUGAAUCCAUGUCACCUGCCAUCGGAUUUAAAAAAUGUUUCCACGCCCAAGAGAGAGCUCGAUGUGAUGAACUUGGACAUAUCGCCGGUGCAAGUCGACACAAUCGACAGCACAGACAUGCGGACGCCGCGCAAAGAUGAAACCGACGUCGAGGAUUACGACGACUCGGUGAUAUUCAAAACUCCUCAGCGAGUGUGGCUGCGGACUCACCGUCACUCUAUUUGCGGUGGCGCGGAUCUGAAAACGAGCGUAUCGCAGUCGUGUAGCGCCAUCCCCGCCCCCGCCCCCACCGCCGCACUCCUCUCCGCUCCCUCGCACUCGUGCGCCCCCUCCCCCGCGCUCCGGCCCGCCCGCGACCAGCCGCAGCCCGCCUCGACGCCUCCCACCCGCGACGUCCGCGCCAUAUCGCAAUGCCAUGGACUAUCGCUGCCGGUUGUAGACGUACACAACACGGGCGUGGCACCCGAGUGCUCUCCGAGAGUGCACAUAGUUAAAGCCGAAUGGUUUUGGGCUUCAGUACAAAACGAAGAGGCGCAGGACGAGAGAGAGUUUCUAUUUAAAGACUAUCUGGAAGAGGUGUCGCGACGGUCGUCAGUGGGCGCGGCGUGCGGCGCGGCGGGCGCGGGCGGCGAGGAGGCGGGCGCGGGCACGCCCUCGCAGGCGCAGCGGCUGCGCAAGCGCAAGCUGCGCGGCGGCGAGGCGGCGCUGCACAAGCGGCGCUCCUCCUUCAGCGACGCCGUGCUGCUCAGCCUGUCCGGCAACCUGCUCGACUGCACGCCCUCGCCAGACGGCAAACAACUUCUCGAAGAGUCUGAAGUACCUGAUAAUGUGGUGCGAAAGCUAAUGUCCCCGAGGCAACAAGUUUUCAUGGAGUUAUUACAAACGGAGUCAAACUAUGUCGGCAUUCUGCAUACUAUAGUCACUUUGUUUAAACAACCCUUAGAAGAGAUGACAGAAGAGGAUACCAGUAACGGAAAGAACCAGGCUUUGCUCAAUAACACGGAACUUAAAAUUAUUUUUGGAAACUUACCUCUUAUUUACGAAUUGCACCAACGCAUGCUGGAGGAGCUGCGGUACGCGCAGGCGCACUGGAGCGAGGAGGUGAGCAUCGGGCGGCUGGUGCUGCGCUACACGCCCGACAUGGUGAAGGCCUACCCGCCCUUCGUCAACUUCUUCGAGAACACCAAAGAGAUGCUGCAGCAGUGCGAUCGUGAGAACCCUAGAUUUCAUGCAUUCCUGAAAAUAUGCCAGACGAGACCGGAGUGCGGCAGACAGAGCCUGCAGGAGCUCCUGAUCAGACCGGUGCAGCGGCUACCUAGUAUAAGCUUAUUGUUAGACGAUAUAUUGAAGCACACGCACAAGAACAACCCGGACCACGCGGCGCUGGUGUCGGCGCUGGCGGGGCUGCGCGAGGUCAUGUCGCACAUCAACGAGGACAAGCGCAAGACGGAGGGCCAGCUGCAGAUGUUCGACAUAUACAACGACAUCGACCAGUGCCCGGCGCAUCUCGUGUCGUCGCAUCGAUCGUUCGUGUCCCGCUGCGAGGUCGUCGAGCUGUCCAAAGAGCUCUCUGGCAGGGGAGACCACCUUGUACUGUUUUUAUUCACUGACACCAUGGAAGUGUGCAAGAAAAGAUCAAAAGCUUUCAACAGUAAAAGUCCUACUAAUGGUAUGGGUACGAUGCGAAUAGGUUCAAGUAAACCCUACAGACAUAUAUCGCUGAUGCCUCUCAGUACGGUGAAGCGCGUCGUUGAUAUUAGAGAAGCUGAAGAUUGUCACAACGUAUUCGCGCUAAUGUGCCGGAGUAAUCAAGAGCUAAAAGAGAAGCUGUACUCAUUCAUGAUCACGGACGAGACGGUCGACAAGUCGCACUUCCUCCGACAGCUCUGCAGGCAGAUGGCCAACACCGUCUGCAAAGCUGAUGCCGACAAAUUCCUGGCGUGCCUGGAGUCGCACCAGCUCGACAUCGACACGAGCGACCUCGCACUCAGCACACUCUCCAGGGUCUCCAAGUUCGCCGCGCGCACGCGCAUCAAGCUGGAGGCGCUGGCCGGGCUGGGCGGCUGGCUGCGCGCCGAGCCGGGCGCCGCGCUGCUAGACACAUGGGUAUUGCGCGCUCACUUACUCGCACAGGUGGGACGCGCGCUGUCCUUCAACAAGACGCCGUCGAAGUUGAAGCGCGCCAUGUCCUCCAUGAUCUCGCCCUUCGGCUCCACCUCCAACCUGACGCCCGCCUCGCAGCUCGCGCAGAUGAGGCUCGCCAGUUGCAACAAUAUCAACGAGAUGGGCACGAGCGGCGGCAGCGGGGCGGAGGGCGGCGGCGAGGUGCUGGUGGCGCCGCUGUCGGUGCAGCCCACGCGCAAGGCGGCCGGAGCGCGCGCGCCCGCGCUGCGCCGCUUCUGACCGCGCGCCGCAUCGCCGCAUAAACCAGUGCUAGUUUAUAAACAGGGAUGUGGCAAUCACGAAGACGGUUCGGGCUAGACGGACGCUAUAGGUAUCGAUGUGCCUUGCCUUGGAAGGGUAUUGAAAUGAGAUGGAUUAAUUUAUUCGAUAGUAUUAUGGAAAUGGUUAACGGCCUCGAUUAUGUUUUAGUGAUUUAUUCAUGUGAGAUUGUAGUUUUAAAAUGUUGAAUCUAAAACUCUCGAUUAUACGCUACAUGUAAAUAGAAGGCGGCUUUAGCGUACGCGAUUUCAUUGUUAAUUCGAAUAAUUAUCUCCACUACUUUGCGAAUAGACCAGUGGCCAGUCUCUGGGUUUGUGUAAUACCAUGGGUAAACAUUAAUUAGUUGUCAUAACAUGCGUCGUGUCACAUAGUGUUAUUGAUAUUAUUGAUAUAGUUUUUAUAAUUUGUACAUAUUGUGAUAUUUUAAUUUAAUCAUGAAAUAAGCCUCGGUCGAACGUACGUAGAAUAGUGUCGUAUUUGUUAACCUACAUUAUCCGUCUGUUCACGUUAAACGUUCCUUAUAUUUGCCUUGUCGCUUUGUGUGAACCUCACGAUGAGAUGGAUUGGCCCAGUGACCAACCUCUGUAGUACACAUAUUAAAGCCCGCUGCACAUCUUCAGUUUUAACUGAACAGUCAAACAGUUAAAACUUAUGAUCGUAUGCAAAAUGUUAACUUUCAGUUAAACUGUACAGUUCUCAGUUUUGUCUUUACGCGUAAGUUUUCAGUACAGUUCGACUAUUCAUAUAAAACUAAAAGUAUGUAGCGAGUUUGUUCUAUAUGAUUGUCGUCCUCCCAGUCGGCCGAUGCGUAAGGGAACGCCUCGAAUAUCGGUAUUCAUUUUAUGUACGCAUCGUUUUGCAAUGUACAAAGAUUCAUAUUUAUAUUUUAAUUGAUUGAAGGAAUAAACAUUAUUUUCAACA